Molecule: messenger RNA, 1045 nt
Organism: Gavialis gangeticus (Gharial)
Lineage: Eukaryota; Metazoa; Chordata; Crocodylia; Gavialidae
Gene: PRXL2A
Product: family with sequence similarity 213 member A
Exons: 5
Source: RefSeq, a predicted model, not a curated record
AAAUGUCUAGUGUGCCUGACUUUGGGCUCUUUGCCAUGGGGAUAUGGUCCAUUGGCCUUGGGGCUCUGGGUGCAGCUGUGACGGGAAUAAUCCUUGCUAACACUGACUUACUUCUGUCCAAACCAGAGAAGGCUACAGUGGAGUUUUUAGAGGAAAUAGAGUUAAAAACUCUAGGUCCAGAACAAGAGACUUUCAGAGCUGGUGAUCUGUGGAAGAAGAAUGGUUCAGUCAUCAUGGCUGUGCGGAGACCUGGAUGAUUCUUGUGCAGAGAGGAGGCUUCUGAGCUUUCCUCUCUCAAACCUCAGCUUGACCAGCUGGGUGUCCCCCUUUACGCUGUUGUGAAAGAGAAGAUUGGUUCUGAAGUGGAGGAUUUUCAGCAUUAUUUCAAAGGGGAAAUCUUUUUGGAUGAAAAGAAAAAAUUCUAUGGUCCUCACAAGCGAAAAAUGCUGUUCAUGGGUCUUAUCCGUGUAGGAGUCUGGCAGAACUUCCUCCGUGCUUGGAAAAAUGGGUUCAGUGGUAACCUGGAAGGAGAAGGGGUCAUUUUGGGAGGAGUCUAUGUGAUGGGUGCUGGGAAACAGGGUGUCCUCUUAGAGCAUCGUGAGAAAGAAUUUGGGGACAAAGUGAGCCUUCCAUCUGUCCUUGAAGCUGCUGAGAAGAUAAAACCACAAGCUUCAUAAGCUGAAGAACAGUCUCGUGUGUGAUUUCAACCUCACCUGGAAGAUUUACAACAUAUCUGCUUCGUGAACUCCCAGUUUAAUUGCUUUCUAAUAUGGCUUGCUACUCAGAGUUAGAAAGUUCUAAGCAAUGUAGUAAAAAAAAAUGUUCUGAAUAUAGCUGACCUCCUUUUGCUUUGUAGCCCCCUUGGGUACUCAGUGUUUCUACUAGUCUUUGAUCUCUUACCGUAUUAAUGAAAGGCUGGGUCUAAAAUUUUGACAUGGCCUAGAUGUGCCUGGUUAGAGAUAGAAAGGCAAAUGAAAUAUCUGGCUACCUGGGGAGAAUACUUAAGUCAGAGAUUUAAAAAAUAAUUAAAAUACAUUUAAAUAUU